GAUAUCUGACGUGAAAGCCUGCGUUAGUCGCGGCAAAUUGGAGGCAGGAAGGACCAUUCCGUAGUGCAAAAUUUAGCCGUAUGUUCGAAGUGUCAAUCCCAACGACCCUUGCCAGUUGGUGCGUACAAGUUGGGAGGCAUCAUCAGGCAACGGACGAGUUGACGGCUGUAGUCCUGGAGUCUUGCAGACUGCGGCCUUAGAACGAGAGAUGCACGAGGCAAGUUUUAAGGUACCUGAGGUUGUGCAUGCAACAACGAAGAUACCACUGGAGGUGCAAGGGAACCACAGUACUUGAAGUAUUGCACACUGCCUCCAGAUGCAACUGUAGUUGCCAUAGUUGCUAUGGCUGUUUGGCAGAGGCCAUCCUAUGUGUCCGAAGGAUGCAGCUAAUAGUGUCCAGUUAUUAGAAGGAAAGGUAUCCGAAGGACUUGACCCAUGUAUGGUGUUUUACCUCGCAUAUCCGGACGGUAAUGUUGAUCUGGAUCUCCUAUGCAACAUGUGCCACCGUAGGUUGGCCAUCAUGAUGAAGAUUGCCCGUUGUGAAGGUAACGUCGAUGCAGUCCGCAAUGUUCUCGAGCAAGACGAAACUUGCCACGAGUGCCUUAUCGAAGGGAGCCCACAGGACAGCGUGUCUCACUUUUUUCUUAGGUUGUUACUGUGCCCAUUUGGAUCUGCCUUCAACACUGUAAUGCAAGCCGAAUCGAUGCUGUUUCUGUGUCGCUUUGAGGCACUGAACUGGGACGAACGUAAAGCCAUCAUUGAGCGUGCUUUCUCCGAUUCCAACGAACUCCUGAAGUGCAACAUAAAUCAGGAAUUUCGCGAGGUUCUGACGGCCCUGACCAAGGUUCUUGCUGCUGCCUUGAAGAGCUGGAGUCUCAUCGUUGAAGCCAAAGAAUUUUCUGUUGGUGUGCCUUUUGAGCAUGCCCUCUCUCUUGUGAGUGCUCGUCGGGUCAUCCUGCGAGCAGGCGAAGCCAUCAUAAGGGAGCACCAUCUUCCUGAGUUCCUGGCGGGCAUGUUCCAAGCAGUGUGCGAGCAAGGCACCGCCCACUUCAAGAGGUCGGCGCGAUUUCGAACACUGCACCAAGAUGAAAGAAUGGUUGAACUGCGCAGAUCCUUAAGAGCUGCUUACGAAGCACACCGAGGAUUCUUGGCUGUGGGCUGCCCCCUGAAGGCCGGUGAAGUGGACAGCCAGGCAGCAGCAUACUUCCCACCGUGCAUGUCCGCAUUGUAUGCCACCUUGAAGAGGGACAAGAGGCUGUCCCAUGACGAUCGAUUCAUCUUUUCAUUGUUCCUGAAGGAGAUUGGCCUAAACCUGACUGAAGCCAUCGAGUUCUGGAGUCGCUACUACAUCGAGCCCCCUGGCAAGAAGGCUGCCUGCAGCCACACCUGGCAAAAGGACACGUCGCGCCUCACAUACAGCGUGCGACACAUGUACGGCCAGGAGGGCAGCCGGGUCGACUACACCGCCCACAGGUGCACUCAAGUCCAGUAUAGCCACCUCUGUCCGUUCACCUCCGACAAGUUGCAGACACUUCAAGAAGGGCAACAGGUGGGAGAUCUGGAAGACAUUGCUCAGCUAUGUGAGAACAAGCAGUAUUUAGCGGCGUGCAAGCUCCACAUGCAAAGGACUGGAAAACAACUCGCAUCAGAGAUGAUCUUGCAGGCGGAACCAUUUGAAGGUCGCGAUGUAGAAUCCUCUGCGGAACCUCUAGUAGGAAUUCAUAAACCAUCACAGUUCUAUUUCUACAUUAGAAAAUUAACUAGUCCAUCGUAAUGCUUGUUCGGUGCUAUUGUGUGUUUAAAGAAAAGAGGAUGCAUUGAGGCUAUGCAUUGUGAAUACAACACAGCAUUCCUUUUGUUUUGCACAUAUCACCCAUAUCAUUGAAGUGAUGUACAAUUAUACAUUUACUCCAGAGUAGGAAGUUAACUGUUAAUAAAAUGUUAAUCAGUUGG
Messenger RNA from Dermacentor albipictus, 1953 nucleotides. RefSeq names its product DNA primase large subunit-like. NCBI's taxonomy places the organism in Eukaryota, Metazoa, Arthropoda, Arachnida, Ixodida, Ixodidae. Gene Ontology annotation, biological process: DNA replication, synthesis of primer; DNA replication initiation. The record is from RefSeq and is a predicted model, not a curated record. Gene Ontology annotation, cellular component: alpha DNA polymerase:primase complex.